AUGACGUGCAGAAACUUCGACAAGAACCUCUACCACCACAACCACGACCGCAACAACAACCACGACCACAGCAACCGCGACCACAACAACCGUGACCACAACAACCACAACCACGACCACAACAACCGCGACCACAACCGCGACCACAACCACCUCGACCAUCACCACCACGACCAUGACCACCACCCGCAUAUUUGUGUCAGUGUGCGUGAUCUGCAUCAAAGAUUGAUGCUUGCGUACCCGCAGGAUCUUCCCAAGGAACGUCUCGUCGCAUGGCGCCAGGAAUCGUACAAGAUAAACAAGCUCGGCAGGACUUUUGGCAACACCAAGAUGAUCACCUGGAAAAAUGGACGCGAUCCUGCAACGCCCUUCGCCCAGGCUACCGACAAGUGUGACAUCGCUCUGCGGGCGCCCUCUGCCAUCUCAGUUGCUUGGUUGAACAAGAGUAAAGCUGAUCUGACGAUUUCGAUCGGGGACACGAGGCCCGUGUACGUGAACCCUUCCAUGAUGGCGUGCUACGGAAUCGAGCUGGACUCCAAGUGGUGGUCGCUCAUCGCGAAGGACCUGGAGAGGAGCUCGCCGGAUGCCAUCAACAGCUGGUACCUUCUGGGCGAGGCUGCGAAGCAGUUUAGAGCAGUGGGGCGGCCGCACGACUUCACCGGUUACAUGUGGAUGUGGGCGGCACUGAAAUCUGGCGACGAGAACUUGUGGAAGGAACACAUAGACCAGUUCAUCGCGACAGAGAGGCAGGCCUACUCCAUGGUCACCAGCAAAGAAGAGGAGCUCACGUACAAGCCGCUCACCGUCAUCACGGCAGGGCAAGUGCUGGUACCAUCGUACCUUCGGUAA
Messenger RNA from Dermacentor silvarum, 849 nucleotides. RefSeq names its product kinesin-related protein 10-like. The coding region runs from base 1 to 849 and encodes 282 amino acids. NCBI's taxonomy places the organism in Eukaryota, Metazoa, Arthropoda, Arachnida, Ixodida, Ixodidae. The transcript has 8 exons. The record is from RefSeq and is a predicted model, not a curated record.